Messenger RNA from Penicillium oxalicum, 3003 nucleotides. RefSeq names its product putative signal transduction protein BroA (gene bro1). NCBI's taxonomy places the organism in Eukaryota, Fungi, Ascomycota, Eurotiomycetes, Eurotiales, Aspergillaceae. Bases 1 to 3003 code for a protein of 1000 amino acids. The transcript has 3 exons. The record is from RefSeq and is a predicted model, not a curated record. Gene Ontology annotation, cellular component: endosome. Gene Ontology annotation, biological process: protein transport to vacuole involved in ubiquitin-dependent protein catabolic process via the multivesicular body sorting pathway. Gene Ontology annotation, molecular function: protein binding.
AUGGCUCAGUCUCCUAUGCUGUCGUGCCCCUUGAAGCAGACGAACGAGAUCGACUGGACUCAGCCCCUCAAAGAUUACAUUCGGCAAACAUAUGGCGAAGAUCCAGAGAGCUACAGUUCAGUGUGCGCAACGCUGAACCGCCUCCGGCAGGACAUGAGAGGUGCCGGUAAGGACAGCGCUACUGGACGUGAUCUGUUGUAUCGAUACUAUGGCCAGCUAGAACUGCUGGACCUGCGCUUUCCUGUGGACGAGAACCACAUCAAGAUCUCAUUUACAUGGUACGAUGCAUUUACCCACAAGCCAACAUCUCAAUACUCCCUUGCCUACGAGAAAGCCUCCAUUAUUUUUAACAUCUCCGCUGUGCUCUCCUGCCAUGCCGCGAACCAAAAUCGGGCAGAGGACCUCGGCGUUAAGACGGCAUACCACUCCUUCCAAGCUUCUGCCGGCAUGUUCACGUAUAUCAAUGAGAACUUUCUGCAUGCGCCAUCCACGGACUUGAAUCGUGAUACGGUCAAAACCUUGAUUCAUGUCACGCUGGCUCAAGCUCAAGAGGUCUUCUUGGAGAAACAAAUCCAAGAUAAGAAAAAACCAGGAUUUCUCGCCAAGCUCGCGAGUCAGUCCGCCUAUCUCUAUUCGCAAGCCGUCGAGACAAUGCAGGAGUUUGUGACCAAGAACAUCUUUGACAAAGUAUGGUCGAUUAUGGUACAGGCAAAGGCGGCGCACCUAGCCUCUAUGGCGUCAUAUUUCCAGGCAAUCGCCGACAGUGAAGGAAAUUCCCACGGUGUCGCGAUUGCCCGGCUGCAGAUGGCAGAGAAGCAGGCCACGACAGCGCUUACCUGGGCCAAGUCCUUCCCAAACUCGGCUUCUGCCUCCUCCAACUUGCCGGCGGAGGCGGGGGCUAAUCUGGUAGAACUUGUCAAGCACAACCUUUCCAAUGUGCAAGAUGUGCUGGCCACAAUGAUUAAGGACAACGAUUUCAUUUAUCAUCAACCCGUCCCAAAUGAGGCCGGUCUUACUGCGGUCCCCAAGCUCGCGGCGGCCAAAGCAAUCCCGGUCAGCGAGCUGUAUCAGGGACAGGAUAUCCAGCGUAUUAUCGGACCCGACAUCUUCCAAAAGCUCGUACCUUUCUCUGUCACUGAGACCGCGAGUCUCUACGAUGAAGAGAAAGCUAAACUGAUUCGCGCGGAAACCGAAAAAGUCGACACAGCGGACGGCGAGAUGGCUGCGAGCCUAGACUAUCUGAAGCUUCCAGGGAGUUUGAACAUCCUUAAAGGUGGCAUGGACCAAGAAAUGACCGUUGACGAGGAGUUUCGACGGUGGUGCUCCGAGCUCGCCGGUCACAAGCCUUUCCAUCGCGCUCUGGAAGAGCUUCAAGAGCGCAAGAAAGAGGUGCAGGCUCAGCUAGAUCACUGCUCAAAACAGCUAGACUUGGAGGAGAGUGUUUGCGAGAAAAUGCGCUCCAAAUAUGGCGCCGACUGGAGCCAACAGCCCAGCAGUCGCCUGAACACCACUCUCCGUGGAGAUAUUCGCGCAUAUAGAGAUACCAUCAGCGAGGCUAGCGCCAGCGACACUCAACUUUCUGCAACUCUUCGACAAUACGAACCAGACUUUGAUCAGAUGCGAUCGGCAGGGGAAACAGACGAGGCUGAUGUGCUGUACCAGCAGGCAUUAAUCAAGGCCGGGUCUAAACACAACAAAGGCAAAAAUGGCGCCACGAGUCCGGCAGAGGGCAGCCUUUUGGACGAUGUCUACGAUGAAGGUAGUGUGUCUGUGGCCGAACAGAUUGCCAAGGUAGAGGGGAUUUUGAACAAGUUGAAUCUGGUCAAGCAAGACCGGGCGACGACUUUGAAAGAUUUGAAGGAAAAGGUCCGGAAUGACGAUAUUUCCAACGUCCUCAUUUUGAACAAGAAGACCAUCGCCGGACAGGAGAACCAGCUUUUCGAGACCGAACUUGAAAAAUUCCGGCCUCACCAAACUCGGCUUCUACAGGCCAAUCACAGACAAUCGUCCUUGAUGAAGGAGCUGACCAAGACAUACGCUGCUCUGCUGCAAGACAAGCGAGUUCAGUCUGAACAGUCCAAAUAUGAAUCGAUUUCCAAACAGCGAAACUCCGUGAUGGCUCGAUACAAAAAGGUCUAUGAAGCGUUCAAUGGCCUCUCGUCGGGCAUUUCGCAGGCUCGUACAUUCUACAAAGACAUGGCCGAGAACGUGGAAAGUCUGCAAAAGAAUGUUGAGACAUUCAUCAGUAAUCGCCGAUCAGAGGGUGCCCAACUUCUUAGCCAGAUUGAACGGGACAAGGCCAGUGGGGUGGCCGAGCAGGAAGAUCGUGAGCGAGAGAAGCUUCGCCUGUUAAUGGAGCGGCUCUCUACUGACUCCAAGGGGCCAUCGACUUCACCAUCUACUGGAGCCGCAAUGGCUCCCCCUUCCAAAGUCAAAUCACCUCCGCCCCCCGUCCAGACGCCAUCCUACUCAAUGACUGGUCCGUCGCCCCAGAUGUCGCCGCGCUAUCCACCGAGCAUGUCGGGCGCGCCACAGCAGGGUGCACCUCUCUCACAAUCGCCCGCGGGUUAUGGACAAUAUGUGGGUGGUACCUCUGGAUAUGCCUCUGCUCAGCCUUUUCAACAAGGUGCCGCGGCUCCUCUUUCCGAGGGAUAUAACCCCAUGGCCUAUCCAUAUCAAACGCCCGUCUCCCCUCCGCCCAAUCAGCAAUACUUUUCUCACACCCCAGCCCCGUACAGCGGCUAUCCAAGCACGAGUCCUGCCCCGUCCGCUGCUGCCGUGACCCCGAAUUACAUGGCUCCGCAAGGGUACAUUCCUCCUCCGCCUCCUCCGCGACCCCAGCAGACUAACUACCCACCUUCAUCCGGUGGCGCCUACCCAUCUGGCCCCGGUGGAUAUGCGCAAGCUCGACCCUAUCCUCACCACAAGACGCCAUCUCAAUCCCAGUCGCAACAGCCUCCGAGCGCCAACGAUCCAUGGGCUGGGUUGAAUGCAUGGAAAUAA